Pyrus x bretschneideri (Chinese white pear) is the source of this 2033-nucleotide messenger RNA. RefSeq names its product crossover junction endonuclease EME1B-like. The record is from RefSeq and is a predicted model, not a curated record. The coding region runs from base 123 to 1823 and encodes 566 amino acids. NCBI's taxonomy places the organism in Eukaryota, Viridiplantae, Streptophyta, Magnoliopsida, Rosales, Rosaceae. Gene Ontology annotation, biological process: DNA repair. The transcript has 12 exons. Gene Ontology annotation, molecular function: DNA binding; nuclease activity. Gene Ontology annotation, cellular component: Holliday junction resolvase complex; nucleus.
CAAGAGGGAAGACAGAAUUGCCGCUUAAAAUUUUGAAACGCAAAUUGCCUUUUGUUGAUCACUCACAGGAAUCAAGAGUGCAGUGUCGUCGUUCUACUCUUCCCUCCCACUCCCAGUCGCAAAUGUCGGAGCCUCAGCAGCCAAUCGUCCUCUCCGACGAAGAAGAAGACCGAAAUGCGCUCUCUUCAACCCCUCCAUUUCAAUCAUUCCACCACUCUAAGAGACGCCGAACAGAACUCGUUCCAUACCCGAAUCCUCCUCCUCCUCCUCCUACCGUUCUCGUCCUCGACGACGACGACGAUGGUCCCACCUCCUCCCGCUACUUGGUCCUCGAUGAGUCUCCAUGCACAAAAGCACCUUCGGACUUCCAAACCCAAACUAGGGUUUCACAUUCCCAACACAAAUUCUCCGGCACCGAUGGAUUGGUAUGCUUGGAAUCUGAUGAUGAGUGUGAAAGUGGUUGUGGAAGGGGAAGGGAGAAGGAGAAUGAAUCAGCUGCUGGUGUUUCUGGUGUGCUGAAGGACUUAGGUUGGAUAUCCGGAUUUGACGAGUCCCCAUGUUCUUUUGGACAUGAUGAUCUACAACAUGUUUCUGGGAGUUCUUCACAACCUAUGGCUUUUCAAGAAGAUAUUGAUCAGGUAUUUGGUUAUCCUGACAAAGAAAAUAGAACGGAUCAGACGAGAAACAUUGUGAAACAGAGGAGAAAAACUAAAGCUAAUUCUGAAAACGAAAAUAUUGCACAAGCAACGGACAAAAAGAAGAUGGCGAAAGAGGAAAGGAUACGCCAAAGAGAAGAAAAGAAUAAAAAAGAGAAAGAAGAGAAGCUGCAAAGAACAUAUCUGAAAGCUGAAGCAGCAAAAAUAAAAAAACUUGAGAAAGAAAAGCAAAGGUGGGAAAAAGGAAAGUUUGCUUUAAAAUCCAUUGUGGCUGAGAUUGAUACGAAAGUAUUGGAAUUGGGGUCAGUUGGAGGAAGUCUGCUUACAAAGAUUUCUGAAAGAGGGCUAACAUACCGCAUAACAUCAAAUCCAAUUGAAAGAUCAAUUAUCUGGACCAUGACUGUUCCAGAACAUAUUUUACAGACUUCUCCUGAAGGAACAGAGGUUAAAUACAUAUUACUGGUGUAUGAAGCUGAAGAGUUUUGUAACCUUGUCAUCAAUGAAUCUGUUUUGGACCAUGUUUUAAGUGUUCGAAGUCGUUAUCCAACUUAUACAGUGUGUUAUCUAACAAAUAGGUUGAUGGCUUAUAUUGAUAAAAGGGAACAAGAAGUGUACAAGAACCCAACAAAUCAUAAUGGCUGGAGACGCCCACCUGUUGAGGAGGUGCUGGCAAAGUUGACCACUAAUUUUAUUAAAGUACAUUCCAGGCUGUGCAUAGAUGAGGCUGAACUUGCUGAACAUAUUGUUGGUUUAACAUGCAACUUGUCAUCCUGCCAAUUUAGAAAGAAGUUAACCAGACUGGAUGUAAAUGCUAAUGAAUCUCUUACCAUUAAGGACUGCGUUGACAGGGAUUUAAUCAGAAAAAGCUCAUGGUUAAAAGCAUUGGUGGCUAUCCCGAAGGUACAGCCGCGAUUUGCUAUUGCUAUAUGGAAGAAGUACCCUACCAUGAAACUUCUUUUGAGUGUUUACAUGGACCCAAAUAUACCAGUUUGCGAAAAGGAAUUUCUGCUCAAGGACUUGAUAACGGAGGGUUUACUCGGCGAUGACAGAAGAUUGGGUGAGGUUUGUUCCAGAAGAGUGUACAGAAUACUUAUGGCACAAAGUGGAUCCAUUAAAACUGAUGAUGCUGAGGACGGUGCUGAUUUGUUCAGGCGUCAAUUGACUUGAAAAAACUUCUCUCCGGAUUUGUCUAGUACUUUUUGAUCCUCCGGAGUCCGCCAUGCCCAUGAUAAUCCGGCCGCCAUGAUUUAUUUUUGGUAAAUGUUAUAUUUGGGGCCUUAAAUAGUAGUUCUUCUUUAUAGUAUAAAAAGUAAAAAGAUUCUUGGCUGUAUAAAAAAAAUGGUUAAUUUCAUAUUUCCCACCUAAAGUUUUACAGUA